AUGUGGGACCACCACACGCAGGAGCGCCGCCGCCUAGUGCGGCCUCCAUGGCGACCUGCGGCGAUGGAGGGAGCCUAUGACGAGGAGGAGGAGGACGAGGAGGAUUCGUCGGAGGAGGAGGAGGACGAGGAGGACGAGGGGUGCUGGGCGCACUGCUGCGGGGAGUGCGUGCGGUGGCAGCGCGUGUGCGCGGCGCUGCUGGCGUUUACGAUCAUCACCGCGCUGCUAUACUCUCUCUUCUCCGCCGCUGAGAUUCUCCCCUCGUCGUUGAGUCUCGCCAUGUCAGCUCCGGAGCAGACGUCAUCCAGUCAGCCACUCAUCAGUGUGGAGCCAUCAGCCCCCGACAGCCUUGCGCUUGGAACCAUGUUCCCCCCGCUCGUCCCCAACGCGGCGCAAGCGCAGCAGGCGCAAGAACAGGCGCAGCAGGCGCAAGAACAGGCGGAGCAGGCUACAGACGCGCCUCAAAAGAUGCCUGUGAUUGGAAUAUCCGCAGUGGGUCAGGGUGAGGUACCCACUCCAGCAGUGGCUUCACAAUUGCGGCAACAACCGCCGCAAGAGCCGCCGCUAAUGGCAGCGCGGGUUCCGCAGCAGCAGCAGGUGCAGGCGCAGCUGCCAUCGCAAGAGGCGGAGGCGGAAAUGGAGAUUCAAGCGCAGGCGGAGGUAGCGGCGGGUACUUUGGCGCAACAGCCAGUGCAACAGUCGGCGCAGCCUGCCCCUCAGGCGGAGAUCGUUUCCCUUCUGGACACGCGCGCUGCGCGCACCUCCGCGCGGCUAGGCGGACACGCGCUGGGGGGAUGUGGAAAGACAUUCCCGCUCGCCGCCGAGGGCGCACCGGGCGGAGGGCAGCACCGCAAGGUGAAACUCGACGACUGCAACCCCGCCCCCGCCGCCGUUUCCGCUUCCGCUUCCGCCUCCGCCGGUUCCGCCGCGCAGAUCCCGCCAUCAGAUGCGCCCGUUGACGUGGCGUUUGAUGAUUCGACAGAUGUAACUGUUCCGGGCGUUUCAUCUCUGGGGGAAAGCAAUCCGGGACAGCAGCAAGAUGAGGAAGGGGGGGCAGCGCAGGCUGAACCAGAGGAGGAGCAACAGCAGAUGCAGCCGCAACAGCAACCCCAGGAGCAGCAGGAGCAGCAGCAGCAGCAGCAGCAAGAGAUGCAGGUGCAGUUGGAAAAUACACAGCCUCUCCCAGCUGCCACUGUCCCUGCUGCUGCUACUGCUCGCGUUGCUAAUGCCGGUGCACCUGGGCUCACCAACAGCGCUGCAGCAGCAGCUGCUGCUUCCACCAACCCACAUCCCCCCAACUCUCCGUUCUCCUCUUCUGCUAACCCCUCCCUGUCCUCCGUCUCCUCCGCCUCUGCUGCUGCUGCUGCUGCUGUCACCACUCCAGCCCAACGGCCAUCGCAACAACGUUUUCAGACAAGUCAACCCGAUCCAUCCCAGAGCAUAGGGGUAGGUCCUGGCGGUCUAGCAGUGGGUGGAGCAGGCACUGCAGCAGUGAAUGCUGCAGGCGGUGGUGUAGGGGGUGCUGUUUCCGGUGCUUCCUGGCCUGCAGAGCCCCCCCACACCUUCCGUGGCUCGCCCUCCCACACGCUACCGCAGCUACAGCAGCCACAGCAGCAACCACAACAGCAACAGCCGAUGCAGCAGCAGCAGCAGCAACUGCAACCGCAGCAGCCGCAGCAGCAGCUGCCACAAGUGCCGCCAGUGACCAGAGAACCAGAGCCACUGCCACCCCAGCAGCAGCAGCAGCCACAGCAACAGCAGAGGGCGAGGGGCGGGCGAGGGGAGGAGGGAGACAGCAUGAUGGCAACGGCGUUCCGAGCGUGCAUCGACCACACGCGCGUGCAGAGAAUGGCGGAGCAUUCGGGGUGGCCAUACCUGCUGGUGCGGGGAGCGCAUGUGGGGUACACGCGGCAGCAGGAGGCGCUGCUGCGGGCGCUGUGGGUAGCAAGGGCGACAGGGUCGGUGCUGGUGCUGCCGGCGUUCUAUAAGAGCUUCGCCACACACCCCUCACAGGAGACAAGCCUAGAGCAAUUCUUCAACGCUCAGUACCUCAUCACACAUAUGUACUGCUCUUCAGAGGUGUGGGCAGUGCAGUCUCUCCCUGCCAGCGUGCAGGAGGUGCUUCCAGCGGGCGCCAGUGCACGCAACGUGGACGCCAUUCUCGCAGCCCCGGGCUCCAAGGCUCUGAGCGUGCCCCCCGAGAUAGUGGCAGGCAGCGCUGACAUGAACAACCCCGCGCUGCUGCGCUGGCUUGAGACCGUGCGACAGGAGACAACCAAGGGCAAGGUGCGACUACUGGUAUACGACACAGACCUGCCACUGCCCUUGGCAUCGCCGGACCAGCAGCGCUUCAAGAAGAACGGGCUGGCAGCGCUGCGAGCCUCAGCAAACGUGAGCGCCAUCAUCACGCACCUACUGCACCGCCUGCGCAAGGCCUUCCAGGAUCGCCUCGGAGGCGACCUUUCCCAGUUCCAGUUUGCUGCCCUGCAUGUUGGAGAAGAUUCUGCCGGUGCUGCUGCUGCUGCUGGGCUUGGGGAUGGCGGCAGCGGUUUGGCCGGUGCGGCUGGUGGGAAGAAUGGCAGCAGUUCAGAGGCUGGCGGGGAUUAUUUCGAGAGCAGGAGUGGUGGGGUUGCUGGUGGUGGUGCUGAUGGGGACAGCGGGAGCGUUCUAGCGGCGAUUCGAGAGGCUCUUCUAGCCAAUGUGGAUCCUUCGCAGAUGCUUCUUUAUGUCACGGUGGGUCGAUCUAUGGAGCACAAAACAGUGCUGCAGGAGCUACAUGGAGCGUACCACGUGGUUACAAAAGACAUGCUCAUUCCCAACAUCAGCCGCAGAUUCCCGUCGCAUGAAAUGCAGGCAGCGUUUGAGCAAGGAGUCGCCAAGGAGGCCUCGCUCUUCCUAGCUCCGUCCACGUCAGCAUUUUCGGGGUUUGUCUUCCAAUCACGGCCACAACAAGAGCCACCGCCAGCUCUUGUCCCUGCUGAAUCCAGCUCGUCUGAGGAAUCUCCUGAGGGCGGCCAUGGUUCCGGUGAUGUCGCUGGAAGCACAGCAGCGGCAAAGGCGAAGGAGGUUGAAGUGGAGUGGCUGGAAGCUUCUCAGAUCCGAUUCAGCCAGUCGACUAUUUGCGAGGCGUUCUCACGCCCACCAGCCAAGGCAGUCGCGGAUGCAGCACCGGAGCAGAAGAGCUAUGCACGUGUUGCUGCAGCUGCGCCCAGAAGCAGCAAGUACACAGUCCUUGAUGCAGUGCGAGACCUCAACGAGGGAACCAGCAAGAUUGAAGACUUUCCACCAAUCCGAGUGGUGGAGCAGGACGGCCUACUCUUCUCUCUAGACAACCGCCGGUUGUAUGUCUUCAAGCUGUUUGGAACCACUGGGUUGCGCGUGCCUGUGCGCCGAGUGCCGGUUGAUAAGGAGCUGUUUCAGAAGCUCACGUGCACGGGCGUGGGGGAUGCGAGGGGGAAGACGGUGCAGGUGCUGACGGAGGAGGAGGCGAGGGAGGUGGGGAAGGUGCUGCAGCUGGAGCAGCACGUGCUCAAAUGGAGCGUGUCGGAUAUCAUGAACGAUUACCUGCUCGUUAGGAAGGUCCGGCCCAUACCAGACAAGUUCCAAAACAUCCGCUCGUACCUGUCUGCCUUCCGGUGGCCCCUGGUGGAGGAGUGCCGUGCCAGCCUCAAGUCCUCCCUGGGGCAGCUGUCCUCAUCGACUCCCAUGCAGAUAGACAUUCACAAGGUGGAGAGGCUGGAUGGGUAUGUGGCAGGCGCGGAUGAUUAUGAUGAGGAGGACGAGUGGGAGGAGAGGGAGGAGAGCGAGGAGGGUGGGUAUUACACGGGCCAGGAUAAUCCUUUUGGCGGUGAAUCGUAUGGGGAUGAGGACCAUGCGUACGGAGGUUCUUUGUUCGGGGGAGCAAGGAGGGUGAGGAAGCCGGUGAAGGUGCACUCGGAUACAGGGCGGUUUGGUGCGGUGGUGUUUGAAGUGGACAGGCAGAGACUGGCUCGUGACAGGGCAGCAUCGGGAGGCGGAGGAGGCAGCUGGUUUGAAGGGGUCAAGCUGAAGCCGACAGAUGUAGUGCUUCUCUCCACCGUUGCUCCCACCGAGCCAAACGAUCUGCUGCGUGCAGGCGUGCUGUAUCUUCUCGGCGUGCUUCUUCCCGACCGAAACGUGACCGAGGGCAUUUCUCUUCCAGGGCAAGACGGAGCACAGGAGGGCGGUGGUGGGGGCGAUGGGAGCAGCAGCUACUUCAAAGCGAAGAUCUUUCUUCCGAAAGAGUCCCCUGAGCUGAAAGGUCUGGAGGAAGCUUUGGUGCGGAAGAAGAGUGAUAAGGGGGGUGGUAAGGAGGAGGGUGGGAGUCAGGAGGUUACUUGGUAUGUGACUCUACUGGAUACGUUUGCCACGCCUCAGCGCAUUUGGGAUGCUCUGCACGGGUAUUUGGGACAAGAGGAGUGGAGCGAGAUGGGGGGGUCGAAGAGAGAUCAGAUGAUGAAAUUGAUGCUGGAGGAGGUGCUGUGUUCGGAGAGUGGGAGGGGCAAGAGGGGUGGAGCAAAGCGACUCACAGAAGAAGCAAGAGAGCAAAUUCUGAGAGCCUUUCCUCCAGCCAUAACCAUAGCCCCUGACGUGGUUCCAGAGCUCCUGCAAGCCGUGGGGGAUUUCUGCCAUGCGCGCGGCCUCAACCACCCGCAGCAGGCAGCCAUUCUCGCCUGCCUCCGUGGAUUCCUCUCCUCUGCUGCCUCCUCCCCAUUCGUCUCCUCACCCUUCCCCUCCUACUCCUCCUCCUCGCAAUUUUCGUCCUUCUCCUCGCCACUCGACAACUACUCCUCCGCGUCUCGCAAACUGCUGCAGCUGGUGCAGGGGCCGCCAGGCACAGGAAAGACGCACACGAUCUCGAUUCUCCUCUCCAUCGUGCUUUCUCUUGGGGUACGCACGCUCGUCUGCGCGCCUACCAACGUCGCUGCAGCUGAAGUGGGCCGGAGAAUGCUCCGUCUCGCUCUCUCCUCCGAUCCCUCCUCGCAAUUCGCAGGGUACUGCCGCGAGCAGCAGCAGCAGCAGCAGGAUUACGGGUGGGGAGGUAGGGGAGAUGUUCCUGUGGCGUUUGUGAGAGGUGGGAAGCUGAGGGUUGGGGAUAUAGCCCUGGUUGCAAAUGAAGACCGGCUGGAGAUUGAUCCUGAGCUGGGGAUGAUCCUGUUGGGGAGCGAGAGGAAGGGCGGCGGCGGGAAAAGCACGUUCAGUGGACGCAUUGGGAGGCUGGUAGGGGCCCUUUCCCUUCUAACUGGAUGGAAGCCGUCUUUUUCAAGCCUGCUUUCCUUCCUGGAUAUCUCAUGGGAAGCGCUCAACCUGGAGUUUCAAACCGAGCUCGAAGCAGAGGAGGAGCGGCGGAAAAAAGAAGCUGCUUCUGGAGGCGACCUUGGCAGGGGCAGUCUCGACAAGAAAGGUCCGAAGAAGCCCGCCCCAUUCCCAACCCUUGUAACUCACCUCCAAAAGCGUAUCGAUUUCCUGACCCAGCCUGCGAUGGAAGCAGCAGUCAAUCUCGCAGAGGACCUGCCAUCCGCUCUUCUUCCUGAUAAUCAACGGCUGCUGCUUCUCCAGGCGUUUGAUCUCAUGGCAGCGCUGCGGCAGCUUGUUAGGGUUGCUGGUCUGACUCCUGCUGUGGUGAAGACAUGGUUGGAAGGUGCCGGUGGGCUGGCAGGAGAGGAAGGGGGAGUGGAGGAAGUGGUUGAGGCGGCAUUUGUUCUGCUUGGUCUUGGUGUUAGUGCUGCGGGUGGGCUGGAUGGUGAUUCUGCUACAUGCACUAACGCCAAGCUCGUCCUCUCCACUGUCUCCUCCUCUGCGCGCCCUCUCCUGCGCUUCUCCACCCCCUUCCCGCUGCUGCUGCUGGACGAAGCAGCCCAGCUGGUGGAGGCAGAGAGUGUGGUGGCCCUCCAGACCAAGGGGCUGCGCUAUGCUGUGCUCGUGGGCGAUCCCAAGCAGCUGCCCGCCACUGUCAUGAGCAAGGUAGCAGUUGAGGGCCAUUACAACCGCAGCUUGUUCGAGCAGCUGCAGGGCAACGGGUGGGAGGUGCACAUGCUGAGCGUGCAGUACCGCAUGCACCCCGAAAUCAGCCGCUUCCCCUCGCACUGCUUCUACGAGGGGCGUAUCGAGGAUGGUGCCAAUGUAUGCCGCCCGGCUCACAGCCCGGAGCAUCUGGAGCCUCUCUUUGGCCCGUACAUGUUCAUGCAUGUGAAGGGCGAGGAGGAGAGGGAUGCGGGGGCGGUGGAGGGUGGCUCGCGCAGUAUUGCGAAUUUGGUGGAGGCUGUGGUGGUGCUGGCGCUGCUCAAACGACUCUCUGAUGCCUGCAAGGGCACAGAAGCAGGGGCGCGCACAGGCUCGCCAAUGAAAGUGGGUCUCAUCUCGCCAUACGCGCUGCAAGUGGAGUACUUAAAGCGAGCGUUGGAGUCCCAGUCGUGGCCGCACCUGGCAGUGGAGGUGAAGAGUGUGGACGGGUUUCAGGGGCGGGAGUGCGACGUUAUCAUUGUCACCACUGUGCGCUCCAACAUGAACGGCAGCAUCGGAUUUGUGUCCGAUGCGAGGCGGCUGAACGUGGCCAUAACGAGGGCGCGCUACUGCAUGUGGGUGGUGGGCGAUCGGGAAACACUGCAGCGCGGCGACACCACGUGGGAGCGCCUGCUGGUGGACGCGCAGCAGCGGGGCUGCCUGGUGGAGGCACAGAGCGAUGCAAAGCUGCGCAGAGUGGUGGAGAGGCGUCAGAUGGAGCUGGGAGAGGUGGAGCAGCUGCUGCUGCCCAACUCCGGCCUCUGGGACUCGCUCAUCUGGGAGGCGACCUUCAGCCUGGAGUUUCAGCGCAGCAUGCGGGAGCUGCGCUCGCUGGACGUGAUCAACGCAGUGAGGCGCCUCAUGGGCGGCCACAGGCCGCAGCGAUCCACCAGGCCACGGCACGAGCUCAAGGACCCACGUUACUAUGACAUCAUUCACGUGCAGGCCGUGGGCAGAUACCAGCUCGUUUGGACCGUUGACGUCUCCCGCACCACCUUCAAACAGAUCAUCCGGGUGUGGGAUGUGGUGGAGGAGCAGCACGUGCUCAAGUGGCUGCGGCGCGUGGAGGGAGGCCUUGGGACCUACUCCGAUGAGUCGCUGGACCGCUGUGCCCGCUGUGACGACCGUAUCGCUCGCAAGGUGCAGCCGUUGCAGUUCCCAAAAGACCCGGGGUUCACGUGGCACAGGGGCAAGGCAUCGUCGCGCGAUGUAGCAUCUGCUUCCAACGCAGAAGAAGAGAGCGCCCUGGAGCGGGCGCCAGUGGACGAGAGCGUCCUCCUAAUGAAGUUCUACCAGCUGUCUCUGGGGUCGGCGCGGCAGCUGCUGACAGCAGCGCAGGGCGAGCUGCCCUUCGAGGUGAACGAGCAGGAGGCGCUCAUUGUGCACUACCCGGGGAGCCUCUUCGUGCUCGGUCGGUCUGGCACUGGCAAGACCACGAUCAUUACGCACCGUCUGUUGCGCCUGGAGCGGGUGUUUUUGAGAGCCAUGGGGGAGAGGGGUCGGCUGGGUCCUGCUGUGGAGAUUGGGAAGGGGAGUGGAAGGGGAGGAGGAGAGGAUGGAGGUGCGCGUGCAGGGGGUGGAAGAGGAAGGGGGGAGGAGGUCGGUGAUGGGAAGCGGGGUGGAGAGGAGGCAGGGGAGGGUGGGGAGGGCGGGAGUGUGGGGACGCUGAGGCAGGUAAUUGUGACUCUGAGUCCUCGGCUGUGUGCUGCGAUUCGGCACCACGUGCACAAAGUCAGACG
This is a messenger RNA of Closterium sp. Naga37s-1, 7760 nucleotides long. Lineage: Eukaryota; Viridiplantae; Streptophyta; Zygnematophyceae; Desmidiales; Closteriaceae. The record is from the annotation of a GenBank genome assembly.